GGGUCGGUGAAGUCGCGCGGUGCAUCUGUGCUGUAGUACUCAGGUCAGAUAUUUUUUCCGCAAAUGUCACAGCCUAUGGUUGCGGUUGCGGGGCCCAGCGGCGUGAACCCACGCCGUCGAAAGUUAGUCGACCAAGAUGUUCCUGCUGUAUUGCGCUCGAAAAAAGCUAAACGAGCGCGGCUUUCUCGUCGCCAGCGCAAGCAGCGCAUUAUUGAAGAGAACGAAAAGUACGAACAGCUUGUACUCUUCUGGAUAAGAAUCAUCAAGUACUUCAUGAAUAAGGCCGCAAGAGCAAAAGAAGAAACAGAAUCAGCGCCAACUUCAGAGUCCGGCCCAUCGUCAGGGUCCGGCCCAUCAUCAGGGUCCGGCCCUUCAUCAGCGUCCGGCCCUUCGUCACCGACCGGUACUUCUUCAGUGACAUUGGAGACAUCGGUGGCAUCACAGGCAUCACACAGUGAUCCAGAGCAGUGUGCAUUGGCGGCAUUGGCACCAUCAGCGGCAUCGGCACCAUUGGCGGCAGCAGCAGCUGAACAGCCCAAGACAUCAGCUGAACCACCACUACCGCCAAUAUCAACACAGCCACCAGCACCACCAGGAUCUCUGCCAGACACAGCACCAUUAGCACCACUGUCGCCAGCAUCUGCACCAUUAGCUGCAGUACCAAACGAACAGCUCAUCGUCACCGCAGUGCCGUCAUUGCCAUUUCCAGGUGAAAAUGCAGGCAGUGCUGAUGUGGUGUUGGUGCAGGGGUCUGACGAAGACUUGAUUGUGGAAUAUAACGAUUCCAUACCAUUGUUCGAGAGCGAUACACAUGAUAUGUACGUGAUUGUGGAUGAUUCAGAUUACACCUUCGAAUUGCCCUUUGAGUGUAUGGAGAGCGGCAGAUAUGCUGCUGAAGCAUAUAUGUGAAUUAUUCUCAUCCUCAACUGAAGAUCUUAUACCUUACAUGUUUUACUAUUUUAAAUUAUUCCUAAAUAUAAACAUUUUAUUGCCUAUCAUAAUAUAGAAAUAGUGUCUUGUAUAACCUAUCAUAUAUUAGUGAGAAAUAAAGUACU
Messenger RNA from Schistocerca cancellata (South American locust), 1055 nucleotides. RefSeq names its product testis-specific gene A8 protein-like. The record is from RefSeq and is a predicted model, not a curated record. Lineage: Eukaryota; Metazoa; Arthropoda; Insecta; Orthoptera; Acrididae. The transcript has 5 exons. Bases 64 to 909 code for a protein of 281 amino acids.